Messenger RNA from Botrytis fragariae, 783 nucleotides. RefSeq lists its product as uncharacterized. The transcript has 2 exons. The record is from RefSeq and is a predicted model, not a curated record. Gene Ontology annotation, molecular function: protein binding. NCBI's taxonomy places the organism in Eukaryota, Fungi, Ascomycota, Leotiomycetes, Helotiales, Sclerotiniaceae. Bases 1 to 783 code for a protein of 260 amino acids.
AUGCCGUCUAUAUCUCAAAUUCUCGCCACCUGCAAGUGGCAAGAAGCAGACCCUCGCUUUGCCCCAUUACCUGGCGAAAAUCGUGCAAACCAUAUCAUGGUAAAGAUAGCCGCCGUACAUUACAGCGAAGAGAAAGAGUUCAUUGUACAUCGCGAGCUACUCACUCGCUACCAACCCAGACUCUUUACCAGCAUCCUCGGUCCCAUCGGAAACUCUAAAUCCUUCAAACUUGUCGUCGAUCCAAGAAUUUUCACAGGACUAUUACAAUUUGCAUAUCAGGGCAGAUUCUGGCUUCCUGAAACUAUCAGAAACAUUGAAGUUCUGUGGGACCUCUACAUCUUUGCCGAGAAGAAAGAGAUUAUCAUUUUGCAAGAUGUGAUGAUGAAUCGCAUUGUUUCUUUCUAUUUCAAAUCGAAUACUUUUCCAACAAUGGAAACUAUUAUGUAUGUGUACAAAAAUACUAAGCACGAAUCUUCGACUCGGACACAUUCAACGGCACGACGAUUCUUAGCCAGAUGUUAUCUUUCGCAAUCAUUAGGAUGUUUUUAUGGUUCGAAAUGCAGAGAGUCGGAUGCCCGCAUUGACGAUGCUCUUUUAUGGGCAGAUGGACUUCAAUCUGAUACGAUGAAGGCUAUUUGGGAACCAGCGGGGUCUCCGUGGAAGGUAGAAACGGAUCCCAGGAAUUCUGUGAGAGUCAAGCCCUGUGACUAUCAUCAGCAUGCAUGGAAUGAGAUAUGUCCUAAGUAUAGAGAGACAUAUUUUAAUAUCGAGACUGAUGCAUGA